Molecule: messenger RNA, 1028 nt
Organism: Dermacentor andersoni
Lineage: Eukaryota; Metazoa; Arthropoda; Arachnida; Ixodida; Ixodidae
Product: probable 4-coumarate--CoA ligase 3
Molecular function (GO): CoA-ligase activity
Source: RefSeq, a predicted model, not a curated record
CGUGACAUCUACGGGACUGAAGAGUUGCGGAUUCGGGAGCGUAGGGAAGCCAGUUCCAAUGGUACAGCUGAAAGUGAUCGAUUCAAGAACCGGAACGAAGCUCGGCGCCGGAGAAAAAGGCGAAAUAUGCGUCAAAGCGCCGUUCACUUUCAUGGGCUACGUGAACAAGCCACAGGAGACGGCCGCUACGUACGACGACGAGGGCUUCGUUCUAACAGGAGACGUGGGUUUCUACGACGGCGAGGGCAACGUGUACGUGACGGGCCGGCUGAAAGAGCUCAUCAAGUGCAUGGAGCUGCAGAUUGAGCCAGCCGAGAUCGAGCGGCUGCUGCUGCGGGACCCUGCCGUGCGGGAGGCGCUCGUGGUCGGCGUGCCGCACGAACGGUUCGGCGAAGCAGCGCGCGCCUUCGUCGUUCUACGCGACGGCAGUGCGGCCGCCGCCGGAGACGCCGAGGGCAGACUGCGACGAGCGGUGGCUGAGGUGCUACCGAGCCACGAACACUUGCACGGAGGAAUCGAGUUUGUGGACCACAUACCAAAGUCCGAGACAGGCAAGAGCAUUCGUGCAGCUCUCAGGGAUGCGCACAUCCGAAGACAGCUUUCUAUGAGGCAGUGAAACAUAGAAGCUGGCCUCCGUUCGUCGCAUAUAUUCAUCUGAAAUACAGAUGCAUGGAAUGCCUCAAGAGAAAAGCCAUGUUUACGUGCUAAUCACAGCUUCUGACAGUAUAGCGAACGAACUGGAUCCGCAGUGCUGUGAGCGCGGUCCUUUACUUCAAUCAAUCGGUCAGAAUUUUUACCGCAUAGUUGUCCCCUCAUUGCUGCGACUUCUGUUUUAGAAAGUUUGAUGGAGACGCUGUGCACUGCUUUACGUAGCUGGCCGAACUCCCAAUUGAUAGCAGUACAUUCCGACGUAACAGAGUGAGCAGCAUCGCCCAGCUUUCAAGACACAAUGUUGCGACCGUACGCUUAUUUGCAACGACGAAAACGCGAUUGGAAACAAUAAAUAACCCAAACCAAAAUGGUAAAAC